AUGUCCUCAGAUGGUCAGGACAUGACGGAGGCGCUGAAGCUCUCCUGUUUGUUAUCACCGCUCACUAGCACCGACUACCACAAAUGGCUCACCACUCGGGAAACCCUGCGCAUGGCUUCUGAAGGGGGCUACAUGGCCAUGGGCAUGGAGGGCGCGGGCAGAAUCGAGGUCGGGUGUGCUGCUGAUGUCACGCUCUGGGACCUCAUAGCCAUGUCCAUGCUGCCACGAGGGGAUCCUGCCAGUUUGUUGGUGUUUGGUCGUCCACAGCAAGGGCCUUCACAGGCCGGCAGUGCCUUGCACUCCACCUUCGUGCGCGGCCGUCGUGUGCUUUCAUGUGGCUUGCCCCUGGGCUGCGAUCUGCAUCGCUUGCGCGAGGUGCUUUGGAGCCGCACGACCUCACGCCUCACCGGCGCUGCUGCAGAUGCACCAGAAACACGGCCCAGCGCUGGCAUGCAGAGGGCCGCGGCCACUGAGUAUCGCGGGGCAUUGGGCUUGGACGGGCAGAAGGACUUGAUUGGUCAAGGGCUCUCCAUGCGUGAGCUCGCGCUGAAAACAAUCUGGGACUUCCCUGGAAGCUGCCGACCUCCUUCGGCCAUUGCUUGA
Molecule: messenger RNA, 603 nt
Organism: Durusdinium trenchii
Lineage: Eukaryota; Dinophyceae; Suessiales; Symbiodiniaceae
Source: the annotation of a GenBank genome assembly